Molecule: messenger RNA, 2262 nt
Organism: Vicia villosa (hairy vetch)
Lineage: Eukaryota; Viridiplantae; Streptophyta; Magnoliopsida; Fabales; Fabaceae
Exons: 2
Coding region: 1-2262 (753 amino acids)
Biological process (GO): DNA integration
Molecular function (GO): nucleic acid binding; RNA-DNA hybrid ribonuclease activity
Source: RefSeq, a predicted model, not a curated record
AUGGACGACAUGAUCGUCAAAUCCCGAGAAGACACUGACCACAUCACGCAUCUCGAACGAGUAUUCGAGCAGGCCAGGUCCUGCAAGAUGCGUUUCAACCCAGAAAAAUGCACCUUCGACGUCCUGGCAGGAAAGUUCCUCGGUUUCUACUUGACCGAAAGAGGAAUAGAAGCCAACCCGGAAAAAUGUCGAGCACUCUCGGAACUCCCGACACCCAACAAUAAGAAGUCAAUCCAAGUCUUAAACAGGAUGCUCACGGCGCUGUCUCGGUUCGUCGCGAAAUCCGCCCAACACGUUCUCCCAUUCUUUAAAUUGCUGCGCAAGGAAGCCACCUUCAAAUGGUCCGAGGAGUGCGAACAAGCACUAUCCCACCUCAAGCAAGUCCUCUCGGAACCGCCCGUCUUGUCCCGACCAGGAAACGAGGAAAUUUUAUACCUCUACCUAGCCGUCUCGAACGAAGCAGUUAGCGCGGCCUUAAUCCGAGAAGCCGAAGACCGGCAGAAGCCCGUAUACUUCACCAACAAGGCCCUGCAAGGACCCGAAGUGCGAUACCAGCAAAUCGAAAAAGUCGCACUGGCACUAUUAUUCGCCGCUCGAAGGUUGAGGUACUACUUCCUCGCCCAUACCAUCAUCGUCCGAACCGAUCAACCAAUCAAACAACUCCUCGGCCGACCGGACAUGGCCGGGAGAAUGCUAAAAUGGUCCCUGGAGCUAUCUGAAUUCGACAUCCAAUACGAGAAAGCUCAGGCACUGGCCGAUUUCGUGGCCGAGAUGGCCUCGAUCACCUCCUCCCCUCCUUCCGCCAAGAAUAAGCGGACCAUCUACGUAGAUGGCGCCUCCAGCAGCUCGGGAAGCGGAGCCGGCGUCAUCUUGGAAAACGAUGAAGGACUCAUCAUUGAGGUAUCCUUGGUUUUAUCCUUCACCACUUCGAACAACCAGGCUGAAUACGAGGCAUUCCUCGCCGGCCUGCGACUUGCUGAGGACGUAGGCGCUUGGGAAGUAAAGAUUUGCACUGACUCCCAACUCAUCGCAUUCCAAGUCAACAGCGACUACCAGGCCAAAAACGAUGUCCUCGUCGAAUACCUCGUACUGGUCAAAGAGAUAAUGAAAAACUUUGCAAAAGCAGAAGUCGAGCACAUACCUCGGGAGCAUAAUUCCCGGGCCGACGUGCUCUCCAAACUCGCGAGCACGAGAAAGAAAGGCGGGAACAAGUCAGUGAUCCAAGAAAUCCUCUCAAAACCAAGUGUGGAUAAGAGUGCACCCCUGAUACAAGUGCACGCCGUCGACGACGAUCAUUGCUGGAUGACCCCGGUAUAUAAUUUCCUCACAAAGGACGAACUUCCGACGGACACAAAGGAGGCCUCCAUAAUCAAAAUACGGGCCUGCUCGUACGUCAUCAUCGAGGACAAACUAUACCGACGAGGAUUUUCCAUUCCUCUUCUCAAAUGCGUCGACGCCUCCCAAGCGCUCGAGAUACUACAGGAACUUCACGAGGGGAUCAACGACCAGCACCUCGGUGGCCGAUCACUGGCAAGAAAGGCUCUCAGAGUCGGAUACUAUUGGCCGACCAUGCAGCAAGACGCCAAAGAACAUGUCCAGAAGUGCGAUAAGUGUCAACGCCACGCCGAUAUGCACCUAGCUCCCCCGCACGAGCUUAAAUCCCUAUCAUCGCCCUGGCCAUUCUCCACUUGGGGAAUGGAUCUCCUCGGACCAUUCCCGGCGAUAAUAACCGACAAUGGCACCCAAUUCACCGAUAGAAAGUUCCAAGAGUUCGUGUCCAAGAUCGGCACCAAGCAGCACUUCACUUCGGUGGAACACCCCCAAACAAACAGACAAGCCGAAGCGGCGAACCGAGUUAUUCUCAGAGGACUGAAACGAAGACUCGGCGAAGCUAAGAGAGCUUGGGUCGAGGAGCUGCACAGCAUACUCAGGGCGUAUAGGACGACACCAUAUUCGAGCACUGGCGAAACCCCAUUUAGAUUAACCUACGGCACCGAAGCCAUCAUCCCCGUGGAAAUUCGAGAACCUUCUCGUCGGACCGAGUCACCUCUCAAAGAAGAACUCGACGACGAAGCUAUGAGGGAAGAACUCGAUAUGGUCGAAGAGAUUCGAACAGGGUCUUCCCUCCGCGAAGCCAAGCUAAAGCAACAGAUAGCUCUGCGCCAUAACACCAAAGUCAUCAAACACGAGUUCGAAGUCGGCGCCCUAGUGCUCCGCAGAAACAUGAAAGACUCACGCGAGGGCAAACUUGUCCCAAACUGA